Messenger RNA from Symbiodinium natans, 3024 nucleotides. Lineage: Eukaryota; Dinophyceae; Suessiales; Symbiodiniaceae. The record is from the annotation of a GenBank genome assembly.
AUGCCGGUGUGGCAGAACGUCAACUUGAAGCAGAAGGCGAUUUUCGAGAUCAUCCAGCGAGAGGACACCGAGAACCUCCCCUACUAUUUGAACGACGAGGAGCUGGACUUCUUUGUGCGCGGGCUCGCUUGUGGCCCACAUGCGAAGACUUACCUGCCCCAGCUCGUGGAGCGGGACAAGCGCCCGAUCUACAUCGCGCGCGGGUAUGCUCCGCCAACCUACUCGAGAGUCGUGAAGCUUCGAUUCUAUGGCCCAGACCCGCUGAUGAAGGAUGGAGGGUCCAACUGGCCGGCAGGGCACGAAGGUGAGCUCCUGGAGUAUGUCGUCGGAUGGAGAUGGCUUUAUGCGUACUGGGACGGCCCCCUUGUGGAUGAGGUCCAUGAGGCAUGGAAAAUCCAGCAGUGGCCGGACAUCGCCCGGAUUGACUGGACCUGGGAAGGUCUACGCUUCGUAACGCCGCCGUACUGGGUGCCCGAGGAUGGGCGACCUUGGCGAAAAGCACGUAAAGGCAAGGGCAAAGGCGCCAAAGCACCUGGUGGAUAUGAUGUGGGAAACCUUGACAAUCAAAUCACUGGAAAGGCCAAAAGGGCCAGACUGGCAGUCAGACUGGCAUUGGGCAUGUACACUUUGGGGCGAAUUUUGGCGAACGUGGCUGUUUCUGGAGGCUUUUCGCUUGUCUCGCUUGACGGCAUUGCCAGGCCUCUCAUCACUGGAUUGGGACUCUGGUCCUUCCUGUACAAUGAACGUUUUUGUGCUGAAUGGCAGCAGCAUGUUUGGAGCUGGCGCCAGGUGCUUCUGCUGUCCGUGUUCCUAUUUGAUGAGAGUUGCUUUGCCCUGGGAACAGUCAAUUCUUUUUCCAUGCUCUUCCUUUGGCAGCUUGGCUCCAAUAUGAUCUACCUGUUUCUGACCAACCUCAUGCUGGAGUCAUUGGCGUGGGAUAGAGUGGCUCGAAUUGGCAAUCUAGCUCUGCCAGUGGUUGCGGCCGCGGGAGCUCUGGGCGCGACUCUCUGCGUUCUCGGUUCUAGAGGCAUAGCCAAUCUGACCGCGGUUGCUGCCUUAAACCUCUGCAUGUGGCUGGACUUGCUUAUUGCGCUACUGCAGCUUUCCUGCCUUGCAGUGGCAGCCACACAGGCUUUUCACAUUGCUGGGCGUCAGGAUGUUGAAGCCGUCAGACGGCGUGGUUGGCACAUAGUGUUCGUUCUUGUCUUGACCGCAGCCGGAUCAGUUGCAAGUCUUGGCGCCUUGAGCUGCUCACAGCAGAACAUGGUAUCCCUGCUUGCAAGUCACCACUGCUCCAUGACGAUGGUGACAGCUAGCAUUGGUCUUCUAAUCUGUAGAGCUGUGCUGCUCAGCGGAAUGGUAGGGCCGCAACUUCGGAUGCACACGACCACAGCCUUCGGAUCCAGAGUGUUUGGGCCCAGGGCAUGGGUCAGGCUCAUGGAAGCUUCGGAACUUCUUUCCCAGAUGUAUGGCUUCAAUGUCCAUUUGUCUCAUGAUGUCACGAGACUUAUUUCCUUCCAAGGGAGGAUAAAUCAUUCGGCCAGCGACUGCAUUGUUUCAUUUCCCGGCAUGUAUGCCAAGCUGUGGGAUGAAGCAGUCUCAGGUUGCUUUGAAGAGGACCUGCCCUCUGUGGCCUGCGUCUUCUUGACAGAUGGCGAAUUUGGAUUGGGCCAGCACUGUAAGAACCCAGAGCAGCCAGGCAGAUGUUGGUGUCAAGAAAUUUAUGGCAAGUUACCGGCAUACUUGUAUCUCGCGGUUCGAGACAUCACAGGCGAAUCAUUCGUCAAUGGCAACCUGUUAUCCGUCGCAAGGGCUCGUGCACAGGCCAUGGGUCAGCAUUUUCUCGUGAAACAGGCUGAUGGUGUAGAGUGGGAGCGCGAACUGCUAGCGGCCACUCAAGAUGCAGAAUGGCGAUGUGCGGCAAACAAUGCAAGAGCUCCUUGGGGUUGUCAAUGGUUCGAGGAAUGGCGGAAGAAUGUCCACAGGGCAGUGGAGCUCGGGCAGACCCUGCACGUAUUUUAUUUCGAAGGUAUGAAAGGGCAAGGCAAAAUGCAUUGGAACCAGCUGUGCAACGAGGGGGCCAAGGAAGAGUCUCGGAAGUGCAGUGGCCUUGGCGCUUCUCAGACGGCCGAAGUCGCCUACCUUGACAAGAUGGGCUUCUCUUACAUGGAGCACGACGUCUUGGAGCUCGAGGCGUUUUUGGCCACGGGCUUCUUCUUGACGAGCGCUUCCAAGCGAAUCGCUUUUCCUGGACGGAUCAGUGAACGCUCCAAGGACUGUGUGGUUUCGUUCCCUGGAAAAUAUAGUCAUGAGUGGGACGCAGCAGUCUCAGCAGCUAGCAAGCAACAAGACGACAUGUCGUUGGCCUGUGUCUUUCUGACGGACAGGGCCUCCGGUCUGGGAUUGCACGCCGAUAAUCCAGACACGCCAGGCAAGUGCUGGUGCCAUGCCAUUUAUGGUAGAAUGGCGGCGAAAGACUACGUCAGCAAGGUUGAUCUUAGCAAGGCCACGAGGGAAGAGCUGGAAUUCAAGACAGCUGAUGCCGAAGCUAUGGGGCUGUGUUUAGUUGUCAAGACCCAAGCUGACACAGAGUUGAAGUGGCGUGCGAAGGUGCAGAUGGCCACUCAAGAUGCAGAAUGGCGAUGUGCGGCAAACAAUGCAAGAGCUCCUUGGGGUUGUCAAUGGUUCGAGGAAUGGCGGAAGAAUGUCCACAGGGCAGUGGAGCUCGAGCAGACCCUGCACGUAUUUUAUUUCGAAGGUAUGAAAGGGCAAGGCAAAAUGCAUUGGAACCAGCUGUGCAACGAGGGGGCCAAGGAAGAGUCUCGGAAGUGCAGUGGCCUUGGCGCUUCUCAGACGGCCGAAGUCGCCUACCUUGACAAGAUGGGCUUCUCUUACAUUGAACAUGAUAUCACGGAGUUUGAGCCUAUGCUUCAGAGUGCAUUCGGCCGCUUCCAGGCUGCUGUGCGCCGUUCAAUACAUAGGCUUGCCAGCUUGCUGACGCAACCGAACCUUUUUGAGGAAUGA